Folsomia candida is the source of this 5270-nucleotide messenger RNA. It is a transcript of the gene atos, whose product is annotated as protein FAM214A. Lineage: Eukaryota; Metazoa; Arthropoda; Collembola; Entomobryomorpha; Isotomidae. The transcript is spliced from 15 exons. The record is from RefSeq and is a predicted model, not a curated record. Bases 1544 to 3958 code for a protein of 804 amino acids.
AUUACUUUCCAUCAGUUCUUUACCAGUGAGAGUGUGCUUAACUCCACUUCUUCUUCUUCAUUCACAUGAAUAAAUUGACGGACGGAGGUGGAAUAAAGUCAAGUACAACAAAGUUAACAUCACUCCUAACUGUAAAAGGGUUCAGCUUCAGCGUCAAAGUGGGGAGGAGAAGACGAGAUUUCUUGAGAAAUUCUCAAAAUUCUUUCAAAACUAGACCCAUUUAUGGAACAAGUUGGGAACGAGAUAAGAUUAACUACGGAAUCAUUCGAUAUCAUAAUUUCACUGCUCGGGAUUCCUUAACAGAUAUUAAGUCAAGCAAGAUAAGAGUGUGGUUUUAAAAAAUAAAUAUCUUAAGGGACCGAAACCCUCGACAUUUUAAAUGUCGGGGUAGUUUGACGACGGAAGAGAGAAAAUAAUGGGAGGAACAAUUAUGUUAUGAAAAAUGUGUGAGUUGGUGGUUGGUGAUGUUGUAAAGGGAUUAUUUCGCAAGGCAAACUGCAACAAUAUAACACAAGGGACUUGAUAAAGUAACAAUUGUUAGUUGUUGGAGGUGGUGCAUGGUGAUGGUGGUGGCAUUGCAUUGAAUUACAGGUGGAUGUUUGGUAGCAGCAGCAGCAGAAAGUUAAAUAAGCAAUGUUCAAGUUGGAGGAGGAGUGGAUGGUGGACUCAUUCUUCAUGAACUGAAUUGUUGUUGCAGUUGCAAUUAUAAAAUCGAAAAGUGCAACAACUCUGAAGGCGAUAGGAGGAGGAUUGGAAAGUUGUCAAAAUUAUUUAGCUAUGAAAUUUAGGAAGAAAUGCGACCCAACGAGUGAAGAAGUUGACGAGAAAUUGUAUGAAUGACGACAUUUAGAAGAUAAUAUACAGAUGUCUGGCUGAAAUGGGGUUGCUUCGUGGUGAAUAAAGGCGAAGAAUGCUUCUUAUUGGGGAUCAGUUGGAUGGAUAUGUGGUGAGGAGGAUAUUGCAGUAGAGGAAAAAACAGUUAAACCAAAGAACGAAGGCAGGAAACAAUCAGAAGAAGAGAGAAACACACGUCGUCACAUUUGCUUGUUCAGCAUGAAAUGAAACAUCCACCAGAUUCAAUAACAGACCAGGCAGAAGAAGAAGACAAAAAAUUCAACACGCCAAUUUCUUUGAAAUUCUUACAUUCAAUUUUUUUGUGGCAAUUAGCAAUUCAAAUUAUUAUCCAGUCAUAGGCAGAGAAAGACACAAAGAAGUCAAAGAAGAAGACGACGACGAGGAGGAAUAGUAGCAGAUAAGCCAAAACGAAAAUGAAUCUUUGACCCAGUUCCAGUUGGAUCUCGAGUUUGCUCAUCGCCUGGAUGAGUGAGUGAACUCGUCUUUCUGAGAUUCGACUGCUCUUCGUCACCAAUUAAUUAAGCAACAAAAUUUUAAGUUUUUGUCAAACAAAUCAAUACAAAAAGUUGAGGGAACUUUUAUUUUGCAAGAGAUCCUAACAAGGGAGUAAAAAUUCGUCAAAAUUAAGCGAACAUUUGAAAAAGGCGUUGAUGACGGGUUGAAUUCCGGAGUGACGUCAACAAAGAAGAUGCAUUCUUCCGUGGACGUGGAGCCCGACCCGCAGGAGGUGGAAGUGGAGCUGGGGCUACUGAUCGUUGAGGGGAGAAAGCCGACAACAUCGUCACCUAAAGGAUUCGAGGAAGGACCACACAUACAUCUGCAAAAAGGGCCCCGAAACCACGUCUGCAAUGCUCAAAACCAUUUGUGCGCCCGUGAAGCCUCAUUCCGGAAACAUGUCCAAGUCCUAUGGAGCAAUAAUGUCCCCUUGUGCAUAGAAGUCCUACUCUGUUCGGACUGUCCUUGUGGCAAGGAGAAAGCCACCUCUCCUGAAGUGUCUCCCCUCGUAGAUCCGGCCUACACCUUGUUGGAGCAGUGGACCCUCACUUCCUAUCCGAAGAGAGUGGGCGGUGGCAGCGGUGGCAUUGGUGGCGAAAUCGAUGCUGGCGGGGAUGCCGUCACGGCGGGCCGUGGCGUUACAAAUGGACGCGGUAUCCUACACGCUGUGCGAUCCUUUCUCCACUUUUCUCAGCUCUCCGCUUGGCUCGCACUGUCCAAGGGAGAAAGUCCGAAGAACAUUAUGUACAGGGUCACCAUCCCUGGCGAGAAUUUUGUCUCAAAGUUUGUCCAAACUCCGGAAGAUCAUGAGUUUCCUACAGUGCAGUUCAAAAAAUAUGUGAUGAAGGUAUCUGUGAAAUCGCUCCCCAGAUUGGGGUCCGUACCUAUGUCCUCAUGUACCAGCUUGAUGUGUACGACUACUCGGAGUCAAGUUAAGCGAAGUCAGAGUCCCCCCGUCGGGGAAAUCAUUCGGGGCGGAGAAAGUCCACGUCCACGUCCGUACGCACCGGGCAGAUUCUUAAUUCCCACGCCAGCCAGGUUGGCGAUGGCCACCAUGUAUUCUUCGGGACGAUGCGUCGUUCGACACAGCGGCAUUGCUCCGGUCGCUGGGAAUAAUAGAGUAAAGCAGAGACAGCUUAGAAAGGAGCAACGUAACGAACGGUUGUUGGAGUAUAUGCAUUCACUUCACGGAAAUAGUGGUUCCUCAUUAGAUCAAAGUCAGGAAGGUCCUUCGUCCUCCGGAGACCAGCAAGAAGGCAACGAUCAUGAUUCUGAUUAUCUCACGGAUCAAGAAUCCGGAUCGGAAUCACCUCAACCUGGAAAAUAUCAACCGGAUGUAUCAACGCAAGAAGGUGAUCAACUAGAAGUAGGAGAUUGGAUCAGUAAGCAGCAGCAGCCCAUAAUUUCCCUGUCAUCAUCAUCAUCAUCAUCGUCGCCAUCAUCAUCAUCUGCGAUUUCUAUUCCGAGAACAAGGCCAAUUCCAACGCUGAGUGAGAAGAUCGAUUUCCUCAAAUCUCUGGAUACUGCAGCUACACGACUUUUCCAUCGGAACACUGGGCUUCCUCUCACAUCCAGCCCGGCCCCGUUGCGAAAAGGCCAAGAUCGAUUUGACUUUGACUCAUCGCUCGUUUCGAAUUCAAGGAUUAUUUCCAGAUUUAGGAGAGGUUGCCAUCCACCAAGAUUUUCCGAGGCGACUCGAUCAUUGUUGGGGUCCUUUGAGGAAUCAGUAUUGAAUGGAAGGAUUGAGCCUGUGUCAACCGUGCAAGGAUUCACCGCAGAGAUCGGAGCAUCCGGCUCAUUUUGUCCUAGACACGUUCAUCUUCCAGUUACAGUUUUUUUCUACACAUUCUGCGACAACGACAAAAUCUCAACUCCGUAUUUGGCACACGUUGACCUGGGAGAUCAAGGGUACUGCGUGCCAAGGAAGGGGACCGUACAAGUUACUCUGUUCAACCCUCUUCGAACUGUGAUCAAAAUGUUUGUUGUACAAUUCAAUUUAGAGUCACUUCCAAAUAAUUCGCAAACAUUUCUUCGACAACGGACCUAUUUUAUGCCACUUGGGGAAUCGGAUUCUCAUCCCAGUGCGCAAAAAUGGCUCCGCUACCUCAUCCAUCUCAGAUUCGCAUCGAAUCAAUCUGGACAAAUUUUUCUGCACACGGAUAUUCGCAUGGUUAUUUUCCGAAAAACCGACGCAGACACGGCCACUGGAUUUGACGUCGUCCAGACUCCGCAUGAACUUCGAUCAUUCACUUAUGCUCCACAUAAUCCGAAAUUCAGCCCUCGAUUUAAUCAAGCUACAAACACAAUUACUACUUCCACCCUGGACACCACAGUCCCAGGAUAUUAUGCUAAUCAGGACAAAUCUCCAAAAGAGAUGCGCAAAUUUAUCCCAAAGAAAAUUAUUUUCAAAAACGGAAAUACCAAAUUUCCUCCUCGGAAUCACCAUCAUCAUAAUAAUAAUAAUAAUAUCGACCAAUCAGAAGAACAACAGGUUGACGCUAAUCGCCACGAGCAGCAUGAUCAAGACGACGACGAAUGCGGAGAACAAGAAUACGAGUACGACUUUGAGCCGUGUAAAAAUCAUUCGGAAAUCGAAAUCAUUGUAUAAUAUCAAUAUCUCAUCGAACCUAGCAUUUCAGGAAAUACAAAAAAUACAAAAUGUUCAGAUCCAAACUGUGUAAAAAUAGUCAGUCGGUUAAGGUGAAGAAUAAUAAGGUCUAAAAUCAUACAGCAGGGAAAGGCCACCAACAAAAACUGUAAAUACAAAUGACCUUUAAUUCCCCUUAACUUACCUCUACACAACUAUUAGAUUAUUCUAAAUACCUUUUUAUUUAAGAUGGAGGACAACUCAGUUGAAAUUCUUGUUUUUUUUAUUGUUACGUACAUACACAGGUAGAGAAAUAUUUUAGAAUGUCGCAAAUUCAUGUCUCGCAAAAAACGAAAAAAGUAUAGCCUACUGGGUAGGCAUCGUAAAUACAUAUGAUACAUAUAAAAUAUUAUGCAUUUAGACAGUAAAUACAAAUUUCAGGUUAUAAUGUAAAGUGCAGUCGUGUAGUACGAAGAAAAGAAGAAAAAAAGCAUAAGAAGAGCGUUAUGCUGCUGUAAAAAAAGAGUUGAAUAAGCGUGCGAAAAAAAGUAGUCUGUGUUAUAUUAUGACAGUUUCAAAAAAAGAAACAUAUUAUGAUAAUGAUUAUUCAAAAUUAUGAUGAACCAUCACACAAGUUAAUAAUAAUAAUGUAUGUACAAGUCUCCAACUACAAAAAGCAAACAAUGGCAAAAAACUGUGAGUAAAUAUUGUCUAAAAAAUAGUUGCAAACGUCUAGAGAACAAAAUAGUUAUGAGAAAUGUAAAUUAUUUUAGAAAUUCACACCCAAUCACCACCCACGUGUACCUAAAUCCAACUAAUCGUAUAUUACCUACCUAAUCAUGUCAUCAGAAUAAGUUAUCAUUUAACUUAGUACCAUUUGGUUCGUCGUCGUCAUUUUCAGUCUAAACAAAAAUAUAGGAUUCAUAUAUAUUUUACGGGGCGAAAUAUUAAGAUAAAAGUUGGCAAUAUUUUUGAGAAAAAAAAACAUAUACCAAAAUUCCGACCAAUUAUUUAUACCUAUUAUUUUUAUGAUUGUAUGUAUAUAUUUUGUGCUAUUUUACGUUGAAUAAUCGCGACAAUUUUACUUACCCUGUGUUGAGGGAGGAGAGAUAACAAACAUUAUUUGACUUGUAGAUACAUAGAUAAAGACGAUCGUUGAGUAAUAGCGUGUUAAAUAUUAUAAUGCAAUUUGACGAGAAAAUUUGUUAGAAUUUAAAAAAAGAUACGGAUUCCCGCAGCAGAAGAGAAAGUUUCGAGUGCGCACUUAUCAUCGCAACCUUAUAUGUAUCACGUCAUCGCUGAUUAAUAAUAAAAAAACGUAUGAAAUGAUUGA